GAUGACGCCCUCCUCGCCCGACUGAACGCCCUAAAGAAAUCUCCCGUAAACUUCAACCCAAGACCCAGCGCCUCGAUAAUCUCGUCAAAACCUCCCGCUCCUACUGACGACCUCGCCGCGCGCUUCGCUCGUCUCGGUUCCGCGAGCCCUUCCGCGUCUCCCAAGUCCUCGCGAACUACGUCAUCACACGAUACCAGCACAGUCGGUAGAGCUCAAAGCGUGCCGGUUAUAGCGCCCGGUGCGACGAGCUAUCUAGAAGGUGUUUCUGAGGGCGUGGGAGGAGCUAGUGAAGAAGAAGUAAAUGCAGAGGAUGGGAAGAGUUUAGAGCAAUUGCUGGCCGAAAUGGGACCGCAGUCGCAGUGGGAUGUAUCACGUAAGGAGCAAGAUGACGUGGAGACGUUGAUUCAGGAGGCGAAGAAUAUACUGCCAGUGAUCCAGAGAUCGAUGAAGGGGGAUCGGGAGGAAGAGGUGGAGAGGAGUGCGGGGAAUAAGAGGGGGACUGGAGCAAGGCCUGAGAGGAAAGAAGAGGAGCUCACAGAUUGGGAGAAUGUGGAGGUUGAUGUGGGAUCUGGGGGUGUGAGGGUGGGGCGGGAAGAGAAGACAGAUGAGAACGAUGAGGAGAGGGAGGGAGAAGAGAACAAGACGGAAGGUGAAGAGGUUGAGGAUGUUAUUUCUCGUGUUCUCGCCGAGCUUGAGAUCAGCAGAAAAUAUGGCGAUGGCGGUGACGAUGAUUCCGGCGACUGGAAAUCCAACCAGCAAGAAGAUCCAGCGCAGGACCAUACAACUCCCAGAACAGAAACAGCACCUACAACAAAACCCCAAGACCUAGACUCAGAAGCAAGCCUCCAGCUCCCCUCCGCUCCGGACUCCCUCCCUCACGACGAUCUCGACAAAACACAAGCCCUCGAAGACGCACUCGUCGCUCGUUUCGCCUCCCUCUCCCCAUUCCCCAAACCCACAAACUCUCUCGGCCUCCCCUCAGCACCAUCUUUCUCCCCAACCAAAAAGCCGCCCAAGAUCCUGAAAUCCAAUCUCCCAAAGUACACAGACGAAGAGAUAGAUACGUGGUGUAUAAUCUGCAACGAUGAUGCGACACUCAAGUGUGUGGGUUGUGAUGGAGAUUUGUAUUGUAGGGAUUGUUGGAUGGAGGGGCAUAGAGGGGAGAGUGCGGGGUUAGAGGAGAGGAGACACAAGGCUGUUGUUUUUAAUAAA
Molecule: messenger RNA, 1212 nt
Organism: Lindgomyces ingoldianus
Lineage: Eukaryota; Fungi; Ascomycota; Dothideomycetes; Pleosporales; Lindgomycetaceae
Exons: 1
Source: RefSeq, a predicted model, not a curated record